UAUUUUUGUUUCUAUCGCUGUUGCGUGUAUACGUCGUUAUUGCUAAAUUUCCGAAAUGUCGUUAACCUGUGUAGAUUGUUCUAGCCACUUUGCAGAAUUGGAUGCUCCAAUCAAAUGUGAUAGUUGUUCAGGUGCAUUCCAUACAAAAUGCGCGAAACUUUCAAACACGGAAAUUAAAUGUCUGUCAUUGAAAAAUAGAUCACUAAAAUAUUUUUGCUCGACAUGUGAACAAGGUUUGAAGGAACUACCCGAGUUAAAAUUACUGAUCAGGAAAUUACUUGUGGAAGUUGAGGGGCUCAAAAACUGUCCUUUACAACGUCCAAAUGAUGGAGUUUGUAACGAAUUUAUUAUAAAUGAAAUAAAUGAGCGAAACAGACGUGCGGCAAACCUUAUCUGCUAUAAUGUUAUCGAAAGUGAUUCAAACCAGUCCGAUGUUCGUAUUGCUCAUGACCGUGAUCAGAUGAUCACGCAGUUAUGGCAACACAUUUUUAAGAGUUUUUAUAAAAGUUUGAAAGCCCAGGAGAAUAUUUCUUGGUAA
Messenger RNA from Sipha flava (yellow sugarcane aphid), 538 nucleotides. RefSeq lists its product as uncharacterized. The transcript is spliced from 2 exons. NCBI's taxonomy places the organism in Eukaryota, Metazoa, Arthropoda, Insecta, Hemiptera, Aphididae. The record is from RefSeq and is a predicted model, not a curated record. The coding region runs from base 56 to 538 and encodes 160 amino acids.